This is a messenger RNA of Blepharisma stoltei, 946 nucleotides long. Lineage: Eukaryota; Ciliophora; Heterotrichea; Heterotrichida; Blepharismidae. The record is from the annotation of a GenBank genome assembly.
AUGCCUUUUGAUCUUCAGUAUAUAAAUGUGGAAAAUUUAUCUUUAAAAUAUUUUUAUUUUCACUUCAAAAAUAAUGCAAAAUCUCCAUCAAUUAGUUAUAAACAAAAAAAUAUGAAUGACCUAUUAAGAGAUAUCUCUACAAAUACCAAGCUUUAUGACGUACAGAGCGCCGCUGGGCACAUUUUGCUGGUAGCAGAUAUGUGUUUUUUCGUCGCUUCCAUAAUAGAUGCACAAAUGAAUUAUCAAACAGUCUUUCAUACAUCUUGUUCUUUAAAUGUAGGCAAUAUGUCUAUUGAAACAGCCACAACUCUGGGUUAUAUCAUCAGGCUAAUUUUCACCGCAAUUCUAUUAAUAGCCAAAAUUAUUAACCUUUACAAAUUUAUAGCGAGGACUAAUGUAUUCCGAGUUAAAUGAAUAUAAAUGCUCGUACUGGCUUUAUUUAGCCUAAUUUAAAAUAGUAAAUAGGGUAAUGGCAGAUCAGAAGUAAAUUUUAUUCAUUUUAAUUGGUAUAUUUCCUAAGGUCGGAGCCUUGUAUGCUCCUUUCAUGUCAAGCGUGCUACUGACAGUAAUUAUAUAUGACUUUGACAACUGCAGCAAGGUCAGUCAUAUUUUCAGCCUGGAAUCAUCACUAGAGCUGAGUGGAAUUUAUAGUGUUAUUAUUUUAGCUGUUUUAAUUGGACUUGUGUCAAUUAAAAUUAUAACUUAUGUGCAGAAAAGGAGCCAGCGUUACAAAAUUUUUACUGUUUUAACUUUGCUAUUGACAUUGUGCAUAAUUGUUGGGUCUUUAAUUGGGCUGAUUUCUGAAAUAGAAAUUUUAAGGAACGAUAAACCGUAUGCAUUUGUGCUGUUUGAUUUAUAUAGCUUUUGUAUAGCGCUUGUGUUUUUGGGGGUUACAGAAUGGAAAAGAUUUAAAGUAUAUAUAAUGAGGAUCCGACCAAGCACUUAA